Corticium candelabrum is the source of this 1704-nucleotide messenger RNA. RefSeq lists its product as uncharacterized. The transcript is spliced from 4 exons. The record is from RefSeq and is a predicted model, not a curated record. Bases 1 to 1704 code for a protein of 567 amino acids. Lineage: Eukaryota; Metazoa; Porifera; Homoscleromorpha; Homosclerophorida; Plakinidae.
AUGUAUUGUUUGCUGAGCUGUGAUAUAGUGUGGACAGAAGGAGUACUCCUAACAACAGCAGAAUCAACUAACAUCCCACUACUGCAUCGAGUUGCACUCCUAUGCAUUGCUUGUGACAUACCAGCAGCACGAAAAGUAAGUGGUUUCCUAGGGCACUCUGGUACCCUUGGCUGUUCGAGGUGUCAGAAGCAAUUUCCUGGAGAAAUAGGGAACAAAAAUUACUCAGGGUUUGGCAAAGAUUCUUGGGUCCUAAGAAACAAUAGUCAACAUCGUGCCAGUGUUGCUUCACUGUAUCAGUACAAAACUCCAUCAGCUCGUGGACGUGAAGAAUCGAAAACUGGAGCCAGGUAUAUAUGGUUUCUAUUGCAACCAGUGACUCGUGGUGGCAAAUGUGGCAAGAAAGAACAUGAAAGCCGAUAUAAAAAGUUCAGAGAAUUGAGGUUUGACGAACUUUAUCACUCAUCAGUGCCUCGUCCUGACGAACGUCAAAAUAAGUUUGAAUGCCCUGAUUCUGAUAGUGUUAUUUCAUCUAACUUGAUCAGAUCAGUCCGGUCAAAAGUGAGAAAUGGAGAAAUUUCUAGAGCAGGCAAUCUCUUAACAAGUUCAGGUUUGGCAACUACAUCCCUUGAGACUUUUCAGCGUCUGCAAGAAAAACAUCCACAACGCAAAAAUCUUAUCUCUGAAGAACUAAAGCACCACAAACCCACCUGCUCUCCAGUCCAAGUAUCUCUUUCUUUGUUCAUUUCAGUUCUCAAAAAUUGUCCGAAUGGAUCUAGUUGCGGUUUCAAUGGCUGGAGAUUUGAACAUCUAAAAUUAUUGUUAGAUUCUGACUACACCACGUCUCAUUUGCAUUCUUUGUGCAAUAGCUAUUUAUCAGGUUCUGUACCAGAUGUUGUGGCCACUACUCUAGCUGGCGCAAAGUUGAUUGCUUUGCAGAAAAACGUGAAUGAUGUCCGACCAAUUGCGGUUGGUGAUUCUUUUCGACGACUGACGGCCAAACUUGCAUGUCAUCAACUCAAGAAGAAGAUUUCGACUUUCCUUGCCCCUCAUCAAUAUGGAGUUUCAACGCCGGGUGGAGCUGAGCUAAUGACACAUCUCAUUCAGGCAUCUCUGGAGGAGCAUCCGGAGUGGAUUGUUAUUAAAACUGAUGCAAAAAAUGCUUUCAAUACUGUUGAUCGGUCUGCCUUUUUGUCUGAAGUUGCUUCAACUUUUCCGGAACUGUAUCCAUUUGUGGCGCAAUGUUAUAUUCCUCCAGCUAAACUCACUGUUCGAGUGGGCUGUAAAACACAAUUUAUACCGUCCGAGGAAGGUGUACAACAAGGCGAUCCUCUAGGACCCCUAUUGUUUGCCCUAGCUCUUCAACCAAUACUGAUCAAUGCAGCUAAAGAUCACGAGUCAGUUCUUACGCCUAGCUAUCUCGAUGACAGCAUGAUUCUAGGGCCAAAAGAGGAAGUGAUCAAUUGUUACAACAAUUUGAAAGUUCAACUAUCUAAAAUUGGAUUAGAAUUGAGAGAGGAUAAAUGUGAAGCUUUCUCACCAAUCGGUAUCCAUGACUGGCCUCUGAACAUUCCUGUACAAAAGAACGGCUUUGUUGUCUUAGGAACUCCUAUUGGAUCCCUGUCUUUUGUUAAAGAUCGAUUUCACACUUACUUCGAUGUGUUCCUCCAACGGUUACUGCUGAGGCUACGAGAGAGUUUGACGUAG